UUGAGAUGAAGUCCUUGCUGUUUGCGUUGGGCCUCGCCCUCUGUUGUGCCAUCCAGGCUGAAUGGGAAGAAGUCAGCACCUCCAGGAAACAGGAUAUGGGUCGCUGGGUGAGCUCUGUCAUUGCGUGCGAUUCACCAGAGCACCUGGGGCAAAUAAGUGAAAUGACGGCAUUUGUCGCUGACCUGUCAAGCCCACAGGAAGACGUGUUUAUCAUUUCAGCCCUCAUCCCCAUGCCGGAGGGGUGCAAGAACAUAACACACCAGCUCAGAAAAGGAGAAGAUGGAAAAUAUCACACUUCCGCUGAUCGUACAGAUGUGACUGUGGAGUCAGUGAAAGUCUGGGGCGAGUUCGUCAUGUCCACCAUCAAGUUCAAAGAUUUGAAAGCCACAACCCUUCACGGUCGGACUGUAGCUCUGGAUCCAGAGAUGCUCGAGAAAUUUAAAGAAGAAUGCAUCAAGCUCGGCUACAAAGACGAUGAGAUUGUGGUUUUAAAGCCAACCGUGAGGUGCGAAUAAGAAUAGGUGACCAGAGCAGAGGCCUGGAAACGGCCAGGGGCAGCAGUUGGGGGUGUUUCGGGCUUGGCUCAAAUUCCAGGGAGGAAUCUUAAUAAAGAAGAUUCAGGAAAUGC
Pseudonaja textilis is the source of this 628-nucleotide messenger RNA. Its product is annotated as extracellular fatty acid-binding protein-like. Lineage: Eukaryota; Metazoa; Chordata; Lepidosauria; Squamata; Elapidae. Gene Ontology annotation, molecular function: small molecule binding. The record is from RefSeq and is a predicted model, not a curated record.